AUGUCUAUCCGAGGCCUGAAGAAGAAACAACCAAAGACAUUUAAAGUCAAAAUUAUAACAGUGGAUGCUGAAAUGGAAUUCAGCUGUGAGAUGAAGUGGAAGGGAAAGGACCUGUUUGACUUGGUGUGCCGAGCACUUGGUUUAAGGGAGACCUGGUUCUUUGGCUUGCAGUAUACAAUGAAGGGAAUGUGUACGUGGUUAAAGAUGGACAAAAAGGUUUUAGAUCAAGAAAUCCCCAAAGAAGAUCCCAUUAGCUUUCAUUUUUUGGCUAAAUUCUACCCAGAGAAGGUAGAAGAGGAACUGUUACAGGAAAUUACCCAGCAUUUAUUCUUCCUUCAGGUGAAGAAACAGAUACUGGAUGAAGAAAUCUAUUGCUCUCCAGAGGCAACAGUUUUACUGGCUUCUUAUGCUGUUCAGGCCAAGUAUGGUGACUACGACCCGAACUUUCAUGAGCCAGGCUUUCUAGCCCAUGAUGAACUUUUACCCAAACGGGUCCUCAGGCAGUAUCAGUUGACAGCAGAGAUGUGGGAAGAAAAGAUUACUGCUUGGUAUGCUGAGCACAGGGGUAUUGCUAGGGAUGAAGCUGAGAUGAACUACUUGAAAAUUGCCCAAGACUUGGAAAUGUAUGGUGUCAAUUAUUUUCCCAUUGCUCAAAAUAAAAACCAUACAGAUCUCCUACUUGGAGUUGAUGCCAAAGGUAUUCAUAUCUACAGCAUUAAUAACAGGUUCUCUCCAAAUAAGUCAUUUGAGUGGAGUGCUAUCAGAAACAUUUCCUAUAGUGAGAAGGAGUUAACUAUUAAACCUCUUGACAAAAAAGCAGAAGUCUUCAAGUUUUUUUCCUCUCAGCUAAAAGUAAACAAAUUGAUUUUGCAGUUGUGCAUUGGAAACCACGACCUGUUUAUGAGGAGAAGAAAAGUGGACUCAAUAGAGAUCCAGCAAAUGAAAGCACAAGCUAGGGAAGAAAAGGCUAGAAAAAAGAUGGAGAAUCAAAGGCUGGCCAGGGAGAAGCAGCUCCGAGAAGAAGCUGAGCGAGCCAAAGAAGAGCUGGAAAGGCGUCUUUUCCAGCUGGAAGAUGAAGCCAGGCAGGCCAAUGAGGCCCUGCUCCGAUCCCAGGAAGCGGCAGAGCUGCUGGCAGAGAAAGCUCAGAUUGCGGAAGAGGAGGCUAAACUGCUGGCCCAGAAUGCUGCAGAAGCAGAGCAAGAGCGACAGAGGCUGGAGAUAACAGCUCUGAAAACCAAGGAGGAGAAACGCCUGAUGGAGCAAAAGAUGCGGGAGGCAGAGCUGAUAGCAGUGAAGCUGGUGAAGGAGUCUGACCGGAGAGCCAAGGAAGCAGAGCAUCUGAAACAAGAUCUGCAUGAAGCCAGGGAGGCUGAACGGAAAGCCAAGCAGAAGCUAUUAGACAUCACCAGGCUUAAUUAUCCUCACAUGGUCAAGUACCCGCAAUAUUUGCCAACGGACACUAGAGAUGCCAACUUUGACAAAGGGUCCAUCAAGCUGGAUUUGAAGGAUGUUGACCUGAAGAGACUCUCCUUUGAGAUAGAGCGAGAGAGGCUAGAUUACUUAGAAAAGAGCAAAAAAUUUGAAGAUCGACUGAAAGAACUGAAGUCUGAAAUUCAUGCUUUGAAGCUAGAAGAAAAACAGUCUGGGCUUUACUCUCAUUGGACUGAAGUACUGGGAUCCUUGGAUCGCUCCUUAGGAAAUACCCCGUCAUGGAUGAAAACCUUCGAAACUGGAGAUUCAUUGGAUAUAAAUCUUCAAAGACCUUUCCCUGCUUACUCAUUAAAUACUACAAGCAGCUGGCCUUGUACCAACAAAAUUCAGCAUGCAGUGCCAGUGGAAAAGUCAUCUUUUCAAACAAGUUCCGCGGUUGCCAAUAGUGUAGGCACAGGAUCCAGAAAACAGAUUAUAAAGGUUCAACAGCAUGACUCGGAUGUGAUCUACAUUUGAAGAGUCUCGUCUCCUUACCAGACGGGUAGAACCUGAUUGCUGUCUGUUUGGCUGCUGCAAAAUGCACCUAUGCGAGGACAUUUGUGCAGCUCUGUCUCCUGACAGUCAUCGGCAUAAAGACGUGGUUCUAUCGUUAUUGGUGCCAUUUGGUUUCCAGGCAGGCAACAUAAGCUGGGAGCAUUAAAACUGCUGGUGUAAAAUGGCUAGUGUCUUUGGGUCCAACGGAAAACAUACAAACCCAAAGGAGCAUUGUUUACUUUUUAUGCACUUUUGAAAAAACACUUUACACUUCACUAAACCUUCCCCCUGGGUAUUUUUACACACUGACUUACCAGCAUGGUACUCUUUGUGUGUAGAAAGGAUGCCAGGCAGCAAGUGUCUUGGAGAUGUUUGGGAUGAGGAAAAAAAAAUAAAUUGUACGUGACC
Cygnus atratus (black swan) is the source of this 2373-nucleotide messenger RNA. Its product is annotated as merlin-like. Gene Ontology annotation, biological process: regulation of organelle assembly; regulation of cell shape; positive regulation of protein localization to early endosome. NCBI's taxonomy places the organism in Eukaryota, Metazoa, Chordata, Aves, Anseriformes, Anatidae. Gene Ontology annotation, cellular component: apical part of cell; adherens junction; cytoskeleton. The record is from RefSeq and is a predicted model, not a curated record. Gene Ontology annotation, molecular function: cell adhesion molecule binding; actin binding.